AUGCUGAAGUCAUUAUUAAUCGGCGGUAUUGCUGUGGCGAUGGCUUUUGACAGUCAGGUUGACUCGUUCAGAAUGCAUCCGCUCUCUGAUGAAAUGGUGGAAUACAUCAACAAAAUGAAUACAAGCUGGAAGGCGGGAAGAAAUUUCGACAAAUCUAUCCCUAUGAGUUACAUCCGGGGCCUGAUGGGAGUCCUUGAAGAAAGCAAGGAAUCCCGCCUGGCAGAGCGCAUCCAUGCAAUCCCCGAAGGUCUCCCCGACACCUUCGACGCCCGUCAAAAGUGGGCCAACUGCAAAUCAAUCGACCUCGUGCGCGACCAGUCAGCCUGCGGUUCCUGCUGGGCUUUUGGUGCAGUGGAAGCCAUGUCCGAUCGAGUUUGCAUUCACAGCAACGGACGCGUACAGGUCGACAUAUCCGCAGAAGAUUUGAUGGAUUGCUGCGAUAAAUGCGGGUCUGGUUGCAGUGGAGGAGUAUCAGCGGCAGCCUGGCAGUACUGGAAAGACGCCGGACUGGUUAGCGGUGGGCUCUACAACACCACCGACGGCUGCAAGCCCUACUCUCUUGCUCCGUGCGAGCACAGCUCCCAGGGUUCACUUCCCGAGUGCGUCGGAACUUUGCCGACGCCCAAAUGUAAGCGGCAGUGCAGAGAAGGCUACGAGAGGAGUUACGACGACGACAAGUACUUCGCCAAAAACGUCUACUCAAUAAACGGUUCCGAAAAACAAAUCCGCACUGAAAUUUUCAGAAACGGACCUGUGGAAGCCGAGUUCACAGCUUACGCCGACUUCCUGAGCUACAAAAGCGGAGUGUACCAACACCACAGUAGGGACAUCAUCGGCCGUCAUGCAAUUCGAAUCCUCGGAUGGGGCUCGGAGGAUAACAAUCCCUACUGGCUCCUCGCCAACUCAUGGAACGAAGACUGGGGUGACCAUGGUUACUUCAAGAUGCUCCGAGGCGUCAACGAGUGCGAUAUAGAGUCGUUCGUCAACGCUGGCAUUCCGAAACUUGAUUGAGCCGAAUAAAUU
This is a messenger RNA of Ixodes scapularis (black-legged tick), 1023 nucleotides long. Its product is annotated as cathepsin B-like. The transcript has 7 exons. NCBI's taxonomy places the organism in Eukaryota, Metazoa, Arthropoda, Arachnida, Ixodida, Ixodidae. Gene Ontology annotation, molecular function: cysteine-type endopeptidase activity. Gene Ontology annotation, cellular component: lysosome. The record is from RefSeq and is a predicted model, not a curated record. Bases 1 to 1011 code for a protein of 336 amino acids. Gene Ontology annotation, biological process: regulation of catalytic activity.